Messenger RNA from Psylliodes chrysocephalus, 1314 nucleotides. Lineage: Eukaryota; Metazoa; Arthropoda; Insecta; Coleoptera; Chrysomelidae. The record is from the annotation of a GenBank genome assembly.
UCGAGAAUCGACCCCCAGUCCGACUCACGUAAGUUAGUUCUGUUUAUAAAUACGCAUACGGGCCUGAUGAAAGUCUGAUGUGUAGUCUAAAAAAGAAGAAGAAUUAGACAAAUAAAAGUAACAACAAAAAAUGCUUGUUAGGUUAGGAUAAAGAGGAGGUUGAAGUUGAAUAUUGUUUAAACUUUUAUGUACUUAAAUUUGUUUAAUAAAUAUGAGAUACGCACAAUUGGUAAUCGGUCCAGCUGGUAGCGGAAAAUCUACAUAUUGCUCCGCUUUGGCUCAACAUGGAGUCGACGUAAAAAGAAAUAUAGAAGUUGUGAACCUGGAUCCAGCAGCAGAAUACUUCAAUUAUACCCCAAUGGCCGAUAUAAGGGAAUUAAUUCACGUAAAGGAUACAAUGGAAGACGAAGAACUUCAUUUCGGCCCCAACGGAGGUCUGAUUUUUUGCAUAGAAUAUCUUUUAGAGAACUCGGAUUGGCUGCAUGAUAAAUUAGGCGACCAGGAAGAUGAUUAUAUACUAUUUGAUUGCCCAGGACAAAUAGAAUUGUACACGCAUCUGACGGCUAUGAAAAAGUUGGUUAAACAGCUACAAGAUUGGAAUUUUAGUAUUUGUUCGGUUUUCCUCGUUGAUGUACAGUUUGUAACUGACGGUAGCAAGUUUAUAUCUGGUACAAUGGCUGCUUUAAGUGUGAUGGUUAAUUUGGAACUACCUCAUGUUAACAUUUUAUCCAAAAUGGAUUUAUUAAGUAAAGGUGCAAAGAAUAAACUGGACAGAUUUUUAGAACCAGAUUCUCAUUUUAUUUUAGGAGAUAUCGAGCUAUGCGGAAACACAGCUUUUAAUGUGAAACAUCGUAAAUUAACUGAAGCCAUUGGAAAACUCAUAGAAGACUACUCUCUAGUUAGAUUCAUUCCUUUAAAUUUAAAAUCUCUUGAGAAUGUUGGUGAUGUGUUGUUAACGAUAGACAAUGUUAUACAGUUUGGCGAAGAUCAGGAUAUAAAAACGAAAGAUUUUGAAGAUAAUGAUGACACUUAAAAUAUUUUUAUUUUUUCAUGUUCCUUUUUUAAAGUAUCUGCUUAAGAAUAAAAAUAAAACUUGUUGAAAAUUGUUCAUAUUUAAUCAAGUUAUACUAUCAGUGGUAUGUAGCCAUUUAUUUACCAAAAGUCCCUUUAACAUUUAUAUGGGUAAAGCUUAUGCUGCAUAAUGCACUCUUAUAUCUAAUAAUUUCUACAAGAAUUGCCAACAGGUGAAUAAGUAAACUAGAUAAGUAACUGUCACGAUUUGUUUGGGUGGAAUAUGUCCCCCUUGCAUUACAG